AUGGGCUCAACAGAGAAAAAGCAGCUUAUCAUAAAUGCCUUCGCGAUGCAUAGCCCGUCCCAUCUGAACCCAGGACUUUUUCGUCACCCCACAGACAAAGGCGCAGACUACAAAAACAUCAAGCAUUGGAUGGCCCUAGCCCAAAAGCUUGAGAAAGCCAAAUUCCAUGCCAUCUUCUUCGCCGAUGUCCUAGGUGGUUACGAUGUAUACCGCGGACCUGCAAACCUGGACCCAACUAUCCCUGCUGGCGCCCAGUUCCCCAUUAACGACCCCUUGUACAGCAUUCCCGCCAUGGCAGCCGUGACAGAGAGCAUUGGAUUCGGAGUAACGGCAUCAACAACAUAUGACGCACCAUAUGCGCUGGCACGCCGCUUCUCAACAGUCGAUCAUCUGAGCAAUGGCCGUGUUGGCUGGAACAUUGUUACAUCAUACCUGGACUCAGCGGCGAAAAACUUCGGUCUGGAUACCCAGGUUGAGCAUGACGAGCGGUACCGCAUCGCGGAUGAGUACCUGGAUGUCACCUACAAGCUCUGGGAAGCGUCCUGGAGAGAUGACGUGGUGGAGUGGAGUCAGGGUGAUGCAACACCGGAUGGACCCGCCGAGGGUCUACGGUAUGCGGAUCCACGUGGUGUUCGACAGAUCAAUCACAAGGGCAAAUACUUCCAAGUCCCGGGUCCUCAUCUCUGUGAGCCGAGUCCCCAGCGUACGCCAUUCUUAUUGCAGGCUGGAACUUCGUCUGCUGGCAAGGCGUUCGCGGCGAAGCAUGCUGAAGCCGUAUUCCUUCAUGCGCAGAAGCCGGAGCUUGUGCGUCCCUCUGUCGACAGUAUUCGGCAACAGGCUGCUGAUCUGGGACGGAAUCCGAGUGAUAUUAAGAUUAUCGCGGGGGCUCUGGUUAUUGUUGCUGAGACAGACGAGGCUGCACAGGCCAAGUUUGAUGCGUUCAAGAAGUAUGGAGAUACCGAGGGUGCUCUGGCCUUGUUUGGUGGUUGGACGGGCUAUGAUCUCUCGACAUAUACUGAUGAUCAAGACUUCCGGUUCGUGGAGCAGCCGGCAGUGCGGAGCAUGGUGAAUCACUGGGCAAGCACAGUGCCUGGGACAGAGGGUAAGAAGUGGGACAAGAGGACUAUUGCGGAGUACCUCGUUUUGGGAGGCAAUGGAGUCAAGAUUAUUGGUAGUGUGAAGACUGUGGCGGAUGAGCUCGAGCGCUGGGUAAAUGUUGGAGAUGUCGAUGGCUUUAAUCUGAGCUAUGCCAGCCUUGAUGAGACAUUCGAUGACAUUAUCAACCUUCUGCUUCCUGAGCUGCAACAGCGCGGUCUGUUCUGGUCAGACUAUGCUGUGAAGGGUGGGACAUUCCGGGAGAACAUGUAUGGGCAGAAGGGCCAGUCGAGACUUCCUGAUGCUCAUCAUGGAGCGAAGUUCUUUUGGAAGCAGGGCGAAGAGGUACCUCCCUACUCAUUGGAGGAUUCACAAUGA
Penicillium pulvis is the source of this 1473-nucleotide messenger RNA. RefSeq names its product LLM class flavin-dependent oxidoreductase. The transcript has a single exon. Lineage: Eukaryota; Fungi; Ascomycota; Eurotiomycetes; Eurotiales; Aspergillaceae. Gene Ontology annotation, molecular function: monooxygenase activity; oxidoreductase activity, acting on paired donors, with incorporation or reduction of molecular oxygen. Bases 1 to 1473 code for a protein of 490 amino acids. The record is from RefSeq and is a predicted model, not a curated record.